This is a messenger RNA of Nerophis ophidion (straightnose pipefish), 1401 nucleotides long. It is a transcript of the gene zbbx, whose product is annotated as zinc finger, B-box domain containing. The record is from RefSeq and is a predicted model, not a curated record. Lineage: Eukaryota; Metazoa; Chordata; Actinopteri; Syngnathiformes; Syngnathidae. Gene Ontology annotation, cellular component: motile cilium. Bases 1 to 1401 code for a protein of 466 amino acids. Gene Ontology annotation, biological process: cilium movement. The transcript has 13 exons.
AUGCGCUGCAGUCGAUGCUUAUCCUGGACUGUGGUGCCGGGUAACCACACGGUGAUGGAGGAGAUUGUCCCCGGCUGCGGCGACACGUGGGCGCGGUCUGAGCGGCAAACGCGGGGCCGUGUCCUGUGGAGCCUCAAGGAGCUCCCACAGAAGAGGGAGAAAAGGGAGAAGCAGACUCCGCAUGCGCCGUGCACCAGGUCAUGGGCCUUCUCCAGCCUGAGGGGAGGAGGUUCAGAAGUGGACAGAAUGACAAAAGAGAGGCUAAGUGAGACCUGUAAGGCUGCCGAUCAAAAAAAGCCUUUUUGUAAAACAACACAGGAAGAAGAAUAUACCCGUGCACCCAGCCUAAGAAUAAACAUGAAUCCAAAUGAAAUUGUGGGGCAUCCUAGCAGUAAAUCCAAAUCAUUACAAUUCAGUGCCAGGAACCCACAAGGCCUGCAGAUAGAGAGUGUGACUCUGGCCCAGCAGGGCAACGUGAUGGAAGACAUGCUGCAAAAGCUGAAAGAGAGCAUGAAAAAAGAGAAAGGCGAGAGGGGGCAUCCAGGAAUUCUUCAGUGGAAGGCAGGACAAUUUGGAUCAAUAAACAGCUGUACUCCAUUGCCUAACCCUAAGAAAGCACUAAAGCAGCUGUCAGCAGGCAAGGUGAAGAUUCGUGUGCUAAAGGAUGAACCUUUAACAGCUCCACCUCAUCUACCUUUGUGUGAUACCUGCUGCUGUCCUCAGCCACCAACACAAAACAAGAUGAGGGGACCAAACUUUGGACAAGGUGACGCGGCAACUGAUAGACAGAUGUUUGCUGGGGAUUGCAGACAUGACAAAAGGGCGGCAAUGAUUAAGAAGGAACAGAAUGUUCAAAAGUCUUUUCAAGAUUCUCUUCUUGGUGGAGACUAUGAUGAGGAGGAGUCUGCAAGGUCUUUCCAAGAAGCUCUCAAACAGUGGAGACAAGAGAGAAGUGUUGGUCCCGAAGAACAAUCAACUAUGUGGACACAAACAGCAUCAAAGUCAGGUGUAGCUACACAGACCGGCUUUCCUCCAGAGCGAGACCAUGAAAGACAAGGCACAGCAUGGGGAAAUAGCAAGGCACCGAUCAAGGUGGAGUUCCAUGAGAGCAGACUCACCUACAUGGACAGGUUGCUUCUCAAAAAGCACCGCAGCACCCCACUUGAGGCGUGUCAUCCACCACGGGUCUGCUCUACAGCUUUGGAAUCUCUGAAUGAUACGCUCAUCGAAGCGAAGCAGGCAAGCAGCCGAAGAGGUCAAGAUGAAGAUUUCCGAAGCUAUUGUGCAUUGUUGUUUGCGGUCCCCGUCAGCGGGAUCGGGUUUGGACCUCUAAACCCUACACUCCACGCGCUGGAUGAUGUGAGUUUCUGGGUCAUUAACAGAUGCAGCUUAGUACAGUAG